GAACGUUUCGCAUCAGUAGUAGACGAGAACGGCCGCAUCCAGAAUGGCGAGCGCUGAAUCAGCUCCAGUCGCGCAGUCGAGGUCAUACGAUUUCGAAGUGCAGGUGAGAGAUGGCUGUGUACGUGAGCUAGCCAUAACAAACUUUGUGACGACGACGGCUACAUUUACGUGGAAUAUCCACCAGCUGAGGAGGUUGCCAAAAGGUAUAUUCGAAGCAUCGUCGCCAGUGUUUGAGCACCCCAGUGCCAGCAGAUGGAGCAUGGAACUGUCCAAAGACCACAACGAUGCCUUCUACCUGGGUUUCAUGCUGAUCUCUUCUGAGAAGGGAGUACCUGUGAGAGCCACCAUCAAGACCAAGGCCAAAUGCAAAGUUGGUCAAAUAAGAGAACUGCCUGUCAUAGAGUCUGAGCUGUUCAAAGUGGGCGAGGUGCAGCGGAAGGAAUGGCUGCGAGGAUUCAGCCAGCCGAAGGACGUGCAGUCAGACGAGCUACUGCUGGAGAGCGAGGUGGUCGUUGUGCGGUGCGUGGCGGAGUCCGCUCCAGGACCUGCCAGCAGUCUCAAGGGCGACCUGGCAACGCUGCUCGAGCUGGAGGAGGACGCUGACGUCACGCUGCUGGCCGGUUCCAGCCGGCAGCGGCUGAGGGCGCACUCGACGAUACUGCGCGCUCGCAGUCCUGUGUUCGCUUCCAGGUUGAAGUCACUGGAGGUAGCCACCAAAUCUGGCUACGUGAUAGACAUGCAGGACGUGAAUCCACGCGUGGUCAAGGAGCUGCUUCGCUACAUCUACACCGACAGUACUCCGGAGCUGUCUCAGAUGCCGGAGGAGCUGCUUGCCCUCGCCAACAGGUACGAGCUGAUGGGCCUGAUGAGAUGCUGUGAACAGGAGCUUUGCCAGAAGCUGACAGUGGACAAUGCUGCCCGGACCGCACUGCUAGGGGUGAAACACUCCUGCCUGACGCUCUUGCAGGUCGUUGUGCCAUUCAUCGAGCAGAGGUACGGAGAAGUGAUGGGCACCCCUGGAUGGACUGUCGCUGUCCGCACCGACCCCGAAGCCAUGGCAAGUGUCAGCCGACUCAUCUCCGAUGCUGCCAAGGGGCAGUUCAAAAUUCGACAUUAAUCUCACGUACUGCGUUUUACUGAGGAUAGGCACAAGCCAGUGAGGAAACAAAAAGUCUGAUGUACUCACUUUUCCUGUCCAGGCUGCAAAAGUUCGCACCACCCUCGAUGGCUACGGUCAGCCGUCUGAUCUCGGAUGCUGCCGUGGGGCAAUUCAGAAUUCGAACCUGUGCAGAAAUUUUUCUCCCCAAGUACUCGACUCGAAUACAAGUUUGGCUUCAAAAAACUGCUACAUGAAAUGGAAAUCAGCAACCUUCUUCAACAAAUUAAUAAAAGUUUGGAAAUUAGUAUUGCACCGUGCAACAGUCUAGUGGGGGGGGGGGGGGGGGGGGGAAAUUGGAGGAAUGUCCGCCACACUACUGCGGACUUGAUACCCAUCGUGUGCUGUGUGUCACUUUCCUGUAAGUCUUGUCAAUUUCGCAUAGUCAAAUCGGAAACUCUGACAGGACUUAUUAGUAGCUGGAAACCUAGGUCACUCAAGACUGUUGCUGUCUCAUCAACAAAUAUUAGGCUACUGUAUCAAUUUAUAAAACAGUCAAGAUCGCAAUAAUAAUUUAUUUAAAAACGAUGACCAGGUUCGGCCUUUAUACUGUCCAUUUUCAGAUCUAAUUCACUCUAAACAUAUAAAGAGCGCCGAGUACCAAAUUGCAGCUGGCCGAGGUGGCCGAGCGGUUCUAGGCGCUACAGUCUGGAGCCGCGCGAUCGCUACGGUCGUAGGUUCGAAUCCUGCCUCGGGCAUGGAUAUGUGUGAUGUCCUUAGGUUAGUUAGGUUUAAGUAGUUCUAAGUUCUAGGGGACUGAUGACGUCAGAAGUUAAGUCCCAUAGUGCUCAGAGCCAUUUGAACCAAAUUACAAAGGAAAGUCAGGGAAUAACAUAUGGUGCGAAAACAGAAAGAUGAACAAGAUUUAAAAUAAUAUAGCACAUACCCAUAUGGCUUCAGCCAAUGGUGCACAGAACGGUUGUGUGAAAUCAUGGUCGUUUACCGCUGCUGAUGGCUAAUGUGCCAAUCGUUACAUAGAAAGGAAAUGCGCGCUUAUUCCGCCUGACAUCCGCCUCAGACAAUGGUCAAUGGGUUACGUCAGGUGAGUUCAAAUGAACGAAUAAAAAUGUGAAAAAAAUAAAAAUGUUUGUACAACAUUAUACGAAAACUAGCUUAUAGAUAAGUAUACUAGUUAGCUGAUAAAAAUCAUGUAAGCUAAAAACAUUACAAAUUAAAAGAGGCAGUGUGAUAAGCUAUGUGGUAAUCAAUCGCCGCCUGGGGCCUUGUUUGGUACUUGCAGGGAUGUUAUUCCAUAACGACCUCAUCAUCAAAGUAGCUGCGGGCACUCGAAGAUGUAUCAGGAGGACGCCGUAUGUCGCUAUGGCGAUAGCAUGCGGCUUCAGUAUCCACUGGCAAGGAUGAAGCAGUGAGCCACCGCUGAUUGAAUUGGCAUUAGUGUGUUGAUAUGUUGUUACUAGCACCAGGACAUUUGUUGACAGUGCAUAAAGAACCUAGAAGGUCAAUCAUUAUACUGAAAAUAAAUACCUAAAAAUGUUAUCCCAUAAUGAAUAAUUGUGUGUAUAUGAUAGCACCGAAGAAUGUUGCUGUCUGAAGCGUUCGUUCAUUUGUAUGCAUGCAACAGAAAUCAUUGCCCAUUGGCAGUGGCUGACAUGAUAUGGCGUAGGUGUGCGUCUUCCACUCUAUUUAACUCAUGGCAGAUUAGUCAUCAGCAGCAGUAAACGACCCUGAUUUCACAUACGUGUUCCACGCACUGCCAGCUGCAGCCAUAUGGUUAAGUGCUGCAUUAUUCUAACACAAUGCUUUUUUUCUGACUUAUCUAUGUAAUUUGGUACUUGACACUCUUUAUAUCUUUACAGUGCAUUAGAUCUGAAGAUGAUUAGCAUAAAGGUCAAAACUGCUUCUAAAAAAUUAUUGCGACCUUGACUCUUUUAUUAAUUGAUAAUUUAUAAUAGAUCGCUUUCAAUUCCCCAAACCAUGCCAACUGCAGUUGGGCUACUAUGUCUUAUUUUGAAACCCUCUUCUCACUGGAUCGGUAAAGACGCCAUGGAGGAGUUAACCCUUUGUUGACCAUGUUGUUACUUCUAAUUUCUCAGCCAUGUAAAUGUACUGUACUUUGUAAUAUUCUGUUCAUGUCUCUCUGUUCUAUUAAAUUUAUAGUUCAUUGUCAAACACCUAGAAAACAAUUCUGUCUUGAAAUUAUUGUACACUUUUUUAUCUCCACAGUCCAAGAAAUACAGUACAAAUAUGACAUGGCAUUGCUUUUAGUUAAUUUUUAUAUAAUUCUACAUGAACUUUUUUAAUUUUGUUUGAUCUACAUUUAUCUGAUGUACUUAUAUGUAUGGUCAAUAGCUCUUAACGUUUUUCUUUUUCUUUAAGUCAAGUUGUAUUCAUCUUUUGCUUGAUUAAAUGCUUGGAAAAUUGUACAUUUUGUACUAUCCCUCCAUUCAAACCGUUUUUGGAAAUAUUAUUGGUUUCAUUUUAUACAUUCUGAGCUAUGAGUUGCAUUUUCAUCACCUUUGGUUUGUUAGAAAUAUUUUCCCAUAAAUUCCAAGACAAAUUUAGUAGUUGGUUCUAUAUAUAUUAUUAUAUUCUGUUGCAUUUGUUUACAAUUGAAAUCUGUAACGUAUUGUCCCACUGUUUCUCUUAUAAAUAAUCAAACAGAUUCUUGAAAUCAACAAAAAAUUAUGUUUGACUUGCUCCAUAGGUAAACUAGUAAAAUUUGAUAUAGUUUCACUUUGUAUGUAAUAAAAUGCUUUCUUAAG
Messenger RNA from Schistocerca gregaria, 3879 nucleotides. RefSeq names its product speckle-type POZ protein-like. Gene Ontology annotation, molecular function: ubiquitin protein ligase binding. Gene Ontology annotation, cellular component: nucleus; cytoplasm. Gene Ontology annotation, biological process: proteasome-mediated ubiquitin-dependent protein catabolic process; regulation of proteolysis. NCBI's taxonomy places the organism in Eukaryota, Metazoa, Arthropoda, Insecta, Orthoptera, Acrididae. The transcript has 4 exons. Bases 44 to 1117 code for a protein of 357 amino acids. The record is from RefSeq and is a predicted model, not a curated record.